Molecule: messenger RNA, 1485 nt
Organism: Doryrhamphus excisus (bluestripe pipefish)
Lineage: Eukaryota; Metazoa; Chordata; Actinopteri; Syngnathiformes; Syngnathidae
Gene: mettl21a
Product: methyltransferase 21A, HSPA lysine
Cellular component (GO): protein-containing complex; cytosol
Source: RefSeq, a predicted model, not a curated record
AAAGAGGGUACUACGUGUCCCGUAUUGCAUUGCAGUAUUUAUUCAGCCGUGAAUAAAUAUCUGUUUGUAAAGCAAUGAAAGGUGAUAUGGGAUUAAAAUAUAUACAUGUAUAUUUGCCACCUUAUAUUUAACAGAGCGAUAAAAGAAAAGCACAUGGCAGUAGACCAUGUCCACCAGCAGAGAGCAGCAUAGGGUAAUAACACUAGCAAGGUUGGUUUCAGCGGAAGUGGAGAAUGUUGGCGAAUUGUGCAAGGGACUUGACACUAUGAUAAACAUAACAUAGUCGAAUAUUUAUUGCUUUUAUUCAGAACAUGGCUUUGGUUACUUAUGUAGACAACGUGAUACCUGCGCUUUCCAAACUUCAGAAUUCCUCCGCGUGUUUUCAUUUCGCCAACCGUGAUAUCUGCCUAGCUCAGGACUGGAAGACGCUUGGCGUUGCAGCAGUUGUAUGGGACGCGGCAGUUGUCCUGUGUAUGUACUUGGAGCUGAACCAGGUGUCGCUUCAGGGGAAGGUGGCCAUCGAACUGGGGGCUGGAACUGGAUUGGUGGGCAUCGUUGCAGCCUUGCUGGGUGCUAAAGUGACCAUCACUGACAGGAUGCCUGCUCUGGACUUCCUGUCUGCCAACGUCAAAGCCAACUUGCCCUCUGAUGUCCAAGAGUCUGUGGUGGUCUCAGAGCUGUCUUGGGGUGAGAACCUUAACCGCUACCCGGCAGAGGGAUUCGACCUGGUGCUUGGAGCUGACAUUGUAUACCUGGAGGCCACAUUUGUGCCCCUGAUAGAGACACUACAGUACCUGUGUGCUGAUGCCACUGUUGUGCUGUUGGCAUGCAAGAUCCGCUACGAGCGAGAUACCAACUUUUUAAGCAUGUUGAGGCAACAAUUCACUGUAGAGGAGGUUUACUAUGACAAACAGAGAGAUAUUCAUAUAUAUAAAGCUUGGAAACAAUCAUCCAGGAGCGAUUUAUGAGUGUCCUUUUAAGAUGGCCUGACUAAACAACUUUUAAAAUCCAAGAUUAGCAGAAACAUUUUUAUUACCAGCUGUAACAAAGUAUGGUAUACAUUGGUGCUGACAUAAACUUGUUCUGACUGAAAAUGAAUGAAAAGCCACAUAACAUAAAAAGUAAUGACUAUAAAAAGUACAAUAUGGCAUCCCGUCGUGAAGUCUCCGUGGUUUGGUUGCACUUUACAAUCCUCUUGCAAAUAUGCCAUGAUUGUGAAAAAGCAAAGCAUGUAAUGAUCAAUUAGCGCUGCGUGGGAUGAAGCUGGUAAAUAACGUGAAAUGUAUCUGGAUUGUUUCAGCAAGGAAAAGUGCACACGUCGCCUCGUCUUAUUAGAACUUUACAAACGUUCCCAAUAAAGUCUUUGAAGUUAAAAUACAUCUGCAAUCAUGUAUUUCUUCUAUUGCAUAACAAGUUGUAAGCAGGGCUCAUUAUUUUUGGUUUUUAUUUUUAAAAAUAACUACAUCAGCAAUAAUAGAUUAGAAU